Messenger RNA from Amoebophrya sp. A25, 2302 nucleotides. Lineage: Eukaryota; Dinophyceae; Syndiniales; Amoebophryaceae. The record is from the annotation of a GenBank genome assembly.
AUGUUCGGUGGAGGUAUGUCACAGCAGCAGUUCGGCGCACCCCAGGCGCCACCGGCAAUUACCCAGCAGAAGGUAGAGGCAGAGUGGAAGUUGGUGCUCGUGGGCGAUGGCGGUGUGGGAAAAACGACACUUGUGAAGCGACAUCUUACUGGUACUAUUCAAGACGCUUGUGAAGCGACAUCUUACUGGUCGUACUUUUUUUCUAAGGGAGGAGCGUGCAGGUGCUAUGUGCCUAUUAGGGGUGCGCAGAAAAUAGAACUAUAUCUUCUUUUCUAGUAAAUGGUCUUAUGAUCUAUAGUAUAUUUUGUUUCUUUCUAUUAACUUUCCCAUUAUUUUUAUGCCAACAUAGGUGAGUUCGAGAAGAAGUAUAUUCCCACAUUGGGAGUUGAGGUGCAUCCUUUGAAAUUUGCGACGAACUGUGGCGUUAUCUGCUUCAAUGUGUGGGAUACAGCAGGCCAAGAAAAGAUGGGCGGAUUAAGAGAUGGGUACUGACUUAUGUCGAUAUAGGGAUACUAGAUGGGUAUUUCUUGGUGGAUAAAUGGAUUGAGAGUUGUGGUAAGGAGAAUAGGUGAACCCGCCUAAACCAGCCAUAGCCUUUUCCUAGAAGCAUGUCGAUCCUUUACUAGUUGUUCAUCACUACCGGCAUUUCUAUUUCAUCAACAACGUAAAAGAGGUGAUUGAUUUGUGAAAAAAACAGGUACUACAUCCAGGGAGAGUGCGCAAUUAUCAUGUUCGACGUGACCUCGCGAAUUACGUACAAGAGCGUCCCGGAAUGGUAAAUUUCCUAAGUCUUAGAUUAUCCUCCAACUGGUUAUGUCUUUUGUCUUCCUAAAUGUAUGUAAGCUUCUGCCUAUCUUGAUCAAGCAACGCAAUAUCUUCAUCUUCACAAAUCAAUCAAUCCAUUUUUGGAGAAUCCCUUCCAGAAAAAAGUAAGUACUAUGCAGAUCGCUUUUUUUUCUUUCCGCGUGAUCCAGGUACAAGGACAUCGUGCGAGUCUGCGAGAAUAUCCCGAUCGUAUUGGUCGGAAACAAGGUCGAUGUCAAGGACAGGCAAGUCAAGGCACGAAACAUCCAGUUCCACAGAAAGCGAAAUCUUCAGUAAUAUUUUUAGACUUUCUUUUGGCUUAACGAUUUUUAGCUACAAAGGUCUAAAACACUUUCAUCUAUACCUGCUUUUCUACCUUCUCAACCUCCUGAAACACUUUUCUGUUUAUACUUACCUUCAAACCACUCUCCACCAUACAACUGCCUUUAAACAACAAUUUUACAACAACAACAACAACAACAACCUCCAUCUCGGUUCCAACAUCACAACCAACCAAGGUACUACGAUCUCUCUGCGCGAUCGAACUUCAACUUCGAGAAGCCAUUCUUGUGGCUGGCGCGAAGGCUGAGUAGCAACAAAGACCUUAUCUUCGUGGAGGAGGUUGCGAAACCACCCAUCGUCCAAAUCAACCAAGAGGAUAUCGCACGUCUUCAGGCAGAUGCACUGGAGGCAGCCAACGUGCCGAUCGACGACGAAGAUGACGACGACUUGUAGACGGUUUUUUUUUUCGGUUUUUCAUUGAAGACAAAGAACGAUGUUUGAUUGUUAUAAGGUUUAGGGACGUAUUUUAGGAGAAACUAGUCUUGAUGUCGUGAUCGUAAAUCUGAACUUGAUUCAAGGAGGAUGAAACCAAAUUCUCUUGAAAAAGUUGUCUGAAAAGAGGUAGAGCCGCAUUUCUACAGAAGGCGCGAGAAGAACUGGUGUGGGAAGGACUGUCUGGGAGAAGUGCGUGGUGAGCUUCUUUUCCUGUAUGUUAGGCCUUCCGCCAUAGGAGGAAUUUUAUUAAGCCGAACCACACUGCUGCCUCUAUCAGAUGACAGGGUGGUGAACGACAUGAAUUUCCUCAUUAAAACGACCAUUUAUACGAGCAUGGCCACCUGAGCUUUUAUCGGAAUACGAGUUGUCUUGUUCGAGUGAAAUUAACUUGGUUUGACUGAGCUCCUAACAUUAAGUCAUCAAACUUCUACAUUUAGCGCAAAGAUGGUCAAUGGAUCCUAAGUCUUUUUUCCCGAAAUUUGCAUCAUAUAGAACCUACCUAAGCCUACGCUCUUGGUCGUUGAUUCGCUCUCAGAAAGCUUGACUACAUCUACAACGAACCCAAAAGAUCUUCCUUAUAUCACAAGUUAAAACUACUGUAUUUGCAUUUAUCGCGAGAUUUUUUAACAGAGAUGAGAAUAAGGAGUAGGGCCUAUCAAUGAAGCGCUGUGACCUUCGUACGGUCAUAUCAAUGAAGACUGGGCUUCUCAUGGGAAAUCCG